AUGGAUUCCCUAGCUACACAUAACAAGAUGUUAGAGACACAAAUCACUCAAUUGGCGCAAAAUGCUAGCUCUUCUUCUAGGCCUUCAGGCAUGCUACCUGGACAACCUGAGACGAAUCCCAGAGGUCAUGUGAAUGCUAUAACCCUUAGGAGUGGAAAACAAUAUGAGGGACCUAAGAUGAAGGAAUAUGAUGGGGGAAAUGGUCAUCAUGAAGAAAAAAGUAAAAUUGUGAUAGAUGUGGAUAAUGAGACCCAGAUGCAGGAAGAAGAAAAAGUUGAGAAAUAUGUGGCCCCCGCUCCUUACAAGCCUCCUCUACCAUUCCCCCAAAGGUUAGCUACGGCUAAGUUAGAAAAGCAAUUCGGAAAAUUUUUGGAGAUUUUGAAAAAGUUACACAUCAAUAUCCCGUUCACUGAAGCUAUUUCUCAAAUGCCUUCCUAUGCUAAGUUCUUGAAAGAGAUCCUAUCUAACAAAAGGAAGUUGGAAGAAUACGAGACUGUGGCCCUUACUGAGGAGUGUAGUGCUAUCAUCCAGAAUAAGCUGCCUCCUAAGCUUAAGGAUCCAGGUUCAUUUUCUAUUCCUUGUGUUAUUGGUAAUGUUUCUAUUAACCGUGCUUUGUGUGAUUUAGGUGCAAGCGUUGAUUUUGUUAUUUUGGAAAUAGAAGAAGAUUCUAACAUUCCAAUUAUAUUAGGAAGACCCUUCCUUGCUAAUACAGGUGUCAUAAUUGAUGUUAAAAGUGGAAGGCUCUCUUUAAAUAUUGAAGGGGAGACGGUAGAAUUUGAUUUAAGCAAUACUAUGAAACUCCCUCUAACUGAUAAAAUUUGUUACAAGGUCGACGUCAUUGACAAGUGUACACAUGAGCAAAUUGCAAACAAUAACUCAGCUGAUCCACUUGAGAAAUGUUUGGUAAGUGAUUGUUCAAUAAAUGAUGAAGACCCCGAGGUAGCCGCGUAUGCUCAAUCUUUAGAAUCAACAUCAACUGCUCCACUUCGAAAUGCAAAGCUUGAAAGAUUGAUGCUAGAGCCAAAAGGAUCUAUUUGUGAAAAGGAUAAUGCGCCAAAGGUAGAAUUAAAACCCCUUCCUUCCUCUUUAAGGUAUGAAUUUCUUAGCCCUGACUCUACUUAUCCUGUGAUUGUGAAUGCAUGUCUAAAUAAAAAUGAAACUGAUAAGUUGCUUAGAACACUUAGGGUGCAUCGCAAGGUCAUAAGAUACACCAUGGACGAAGUAAAGGAAUCAACCCAUCAAUUUGCAUGCAUAGAAUUCUCUUGGAAGAUGAUCAUAAACCCUCUAUAG
This is a messenger RNA of Asparagus officinalis (garden asparagus), 1290 nucleotides long. RefSeq lists its product as uncharacterized. NCBI's taxonomy places the organism in Eukaryota, Viridiplantae, Streptophyta, Magnoliopsida, Asparagales, Asparagaceae. The record is from RefSeq and is a predicted model, not a curated record. The coding region runs from base 1 to 1290 and encodes 429 amino acids. The transcript is spliced from 2 exons.